AUUAAGAGGUUUCGAAAUGACGAUAUACAAGAAUAAUGGUUGUGUUAUGCUCCUAAGAGUUAUGGUGGUGGCCUUGAUACCCAUGAUUGUAAUGGGUCAAAAUGGAACAAUCGAUGCGAGGAACCAGACAUCUACAAAACUAAGAAUUUUGAUUCCAGUAAGACCAGGGCUCACUAAAUUUGUAGCCAUCGAACGACAUCCUAUCACUGGGGUGCAAAACUUCAGUGGUUUUGCAAUCGAAGUUUUUGAAGAAAUCGUAAGUUUUGGACUUCCUUCUCCAGUUCCCUACGAGUUCAUCCCCUUCGCCAAUGCCGAUGGCGUAAUGAAUGGCACUUUCGAUGAUAUGCUCAAAGAGGUCUCCUCUCAGGGCUAUGAGGGCGCAGUGGGGGAGAUAUCGAUACUCCAUUACAGGACACCGUGGGUGGAUUUUACACUACCAUAUCUAGACAGUGAAAUAUCAAUGUUGAUUCGAAUGAAUCAGCAACCAAUCGGAAAGGGAGGAAUUGCAUUAGCAUCAGCCACUAAGUACAUUGUAGCUACUACACUUGCCUUUAGCUUUGUUGUUGCAAUCUCUUUCUGGAUUCUGGAAUACAGAACUGACAAGAAUGCUUCACAAUCUAAUGACACAAGCUCUUCCGUGCAAUCUACAGGGAUCGUGUACGACAAUUUGCGGAGAGAGAUCUUGAGAUCAAUAACACAAACAAGACUAGUGGUGAUUCUGUUUUUUAUGGUGAUGCUGGUGUUAUUGGGUUGUUAUACAGCAAGCCAGACAUCAUCAAUUACUGCACAACGUCGAGGUGGUGGUCGUAUCAAGAACAUAAACCAACUAAUUAGGAAUAAAUUAAAUGUGGGGCAUCGAGAAGGAUCAUUUGUAAGAAACUUGUUGAUCCAAAAAGGUAUUCAAGAGUCGAAGCUAAUAAGCCUUAAUUCAGAAGACGAAAUGACCGAGAAGUUAUCUAAAGGAACUGCAAAGGGUGGUGUUGAUGCUAUUUUUGGGGAUUCCCCUAAUCUGAAGCUUUUCCUUGCUAACCAUACGGACUAUUGUGAUCGAUUCACUAUCGUCCCUGAAGUCACUAUCGAUACAGUUGGAUUUGGAUUUGCCUUCAACAAAGAAUCUUCGUUAGCAAAAGAAUUUUCAGAAGGAUUAUUGAAAUUGAUAGACACCGGGAGAUUGGCAAGUAUCCAACAAAGGACUAUUGGUAGCUUGCAGACGUGUGCUGGUGAUGAUGAUGAUAUUGGAGACUCUAACCAGCAGCUUCUGGAUUCUGAUAGUCUAUGGAUCCUGAUUGCAGGGGCUGUUGCCGUGUUUUUUCUCAUGACUAUCAUCAUAUUAUUGUACUGUGGACUCAGACACAAUGGUAGGAAAAAGAAAGCAAUUGCCUACCCUUGCUAUCUGCUUCCAUGCUGCUAGAGUUUAGCCGCCGCCGUCUAAUCUAAAUGGACCACUUAUAUCGUUGCGUCUGUAUCAUGUGUUUUGCAUUUUUUGAGCCUGGGUGUCAAUAUUUUUCGAGUUCUUGAGAGACAAAUGAUAUACAAAUUAACUACGAGAGAGCGAGGUGUCGUUGAUUCAAUAUGAUUCUUCUUCUCACCUGCUUUAAAAGAAUUUCUACCUACAAUCUUCUGUUGUACUACAAUGGUUAGGUAUAACGUGUUACGUGUCCUAGAUAUAUAUAGUCCUGACAUGUCAAUCGAUCAAUAUUUCAACUUUUUUUUCCUUUGUGUAAUAAGGUAGAUUGUCUUCGUUCAGUGGAAGAUUACUAUUGUUUCGUGAUCCUUUGC
Messenger RNA from Spinacia oleracea (spinach), 1779 nucleotides. Its product is annotated as glutamate receptor 2.5-like. Bases 17 to 1411 code for a protein of 464 amino acids. The transcript is spliced from 4 exons. The record is from RefSeq and is a predicted model, not a curated record. Gene Ontology annotation, cellular component: membrane. Gene Ontology annotation, molecular function: ligand-gated monoatomic ion channel activity. NCBI's taxonomy places the organism in Eukaryota, Viridiplantae, Streptophyta, Magnoliopsida, Caryophyllales, Amaranthaceae.